UCGGAAAAAUGAGAAUGUUCAUGGCUGAUGGCAAAAUACUGAACAAACUCCUCAGUCUUUCAUGUUAACAUUUCCUUCCCAGGUUAUAUUAUCAUUAUCCUCUUCACCAUUCCACUGAACAACAUUUUUAUCAGGUUAUUUGAGCUUCCCAGUCCAGAAAAGAUUACACCUUCAUUUCAGGUGAACCCUUUCGAGUUGUUAUUUCUUGAAGGAAACCAAUAAUUCAUCAACAACUCUAUUGUUAUUUACCUUUAUUAUUAUUUUUUUACGAUUGCUAUUGUGCUUAUAUUAUUACAGUUAUUAUUGUUAUUUUUGCUAUCAACAUCUUUAAUCAUCAAUCUUCUGGUUACAUUUGUUUCACCUUUUUGCAUCAAAAUACAACAUUAUGAAUUGCAUUUUACAAAAUGUGCAAUGUUAUUGAUAUAGUUUUAUUUUAACGGUGAAUCUCAUUCGAUAAUGCAAUUGAUAUUAUUUACCAGUGAAUUGAAGAUAAUAAAGGAUUAUUAUGAUCAGUUUACUUGAACAAUUUUGUUAAUCACAAAAGAGGUGAAUCAAGUGAAUCAUCAAACUCAAUUUGUUUAGUGUUUUCUUCGCUCUUUAAAUCCCUUUUCUUCGUCAACUCUUGACUGUUUCCUAAUGUUAAACACCAAAAUUGGACUGAAUCGGAUUGAUGGUGAAGUCAACCGAGCCAGUGGCUUUGGAGAUGGAGGAAUCUCCGUUUAUGAAGCUUCAUCAUUAUCCCCAUCUAACCCACUCUUCAUUAAAACCCGAUCAAACUCAGUUCAACACCAAACAAUCCCAGAAACAACAACAUCAAACCAUUCCUCAACACCUUUCUAUCAAUACUAUCCUCAACCUUCAUCAUCAUCUUUUUACUUCCAACCGCAACCCUAUUCGGACCAGAAACAAUUGAAUCACGAUAAUAACAAUUUGGAUUCAGAAAGAAAAAAAGACGAAAGAAAAUUGUCAUUCUCUAAAGAAUCCUAUACCGAUAAGCAUGGAAUCGAUGGUGAUAAUAAUGGUGACAAUCAGCAUAAUGGUGAUGAUAAACAUAAUCCCAAUUCAUCGCCAUCCAAUGAUAGCAAAAAUGAGCGAACAGCAAUAUCCCGUUGUUUAGCAUUGGAGCAAGCUUACGUCCACGAUGUUUACAGUUCAAUUGCUCGUGAAUGUGGAGCUUGUUCACCAGUCCGAUCACAUAUCAAAGAAUUUCUUUACGAUGAAUUUGAAUUGGGCAGUUUACUUAUGGAUGUUGGUUGUGGCGAUGGUAAAUACUUAAACCUUAAAUCGGACAUAUUCACUCUAGGCCUUGAAAAGUGUCCCGAUUGGUUCAACAAAAGUAACCAGAAUACGAUACCUGCCAAUGCACUCAACAUGUCUGACUUAAUGGUGGCCGAUGUCAUUUAUUUACCAGUGAGGGAUGAAUUUUUUGAUGGCGUCCUUUGCUGCGGAGUUUUACAUCACAUAUCAACAACUGACCGCCGUGUCUCGGCUAUCAAAGAGAUGUGCAGAGUCAUCAAAAUUGGUGGUAAACUACUGAUUACUGUUUGGGCUUUUGAAGGAAGAGAGUUGGAAUCCCAAGAUGUUUUGAUUAAGUGGAACUCUUCUAAACGUAAUCGAAGCCGUUAUGGUAAUACUGGUGAUCAAUCGAGUGAUGAAUCAACAUCAAGCUGUUCAACAAGCAGCACAACCACAACCAAUUAUGUUAACCGGAAAGCAGCCUAUGAAUCCUGUAAUUCACCAACCUCCCAAUUUGGUACUUGUUAUUCAUUUGUACGUAAAGCCUUACAAAGGUUUAGCUUAUCAUCAAACACAUUUUAUCAUUCACCUCGACGCACAUCUAAAUCAUCGACUAACCGAGAUACCACAUCAACAUCAGGAUUUGCAACUCUUGAAGAUAUGCCCAUUGAAUUGAGAAACAUUGAGAGAAACCAGAAUGAUCCAUUUUCAUCUGAUUCGCCUGAAUUAAACCAUGAUUCGAGUAAAAAUAAAAAUGGUUCCAAUCCAAAUGGACUAUCCAAAGGUGUUCCUUUUCUUGGUCAACGAGCGGCUUCAUUGUUCCAUCUCAGCUUUUCUCAUAAUAAUCAAACCCAUUCAACUCAUGGACCAUUGAGUGCCUCAGCAUCUGUAUCAACCUCUGUCCCAGGAAUGAAAAUGGAACCAACUCAAUCUACUUAUCCCCAUGCAAUAGAUAACUUUGGCCCUUCUACAGCCCCAGUUUCCCGACAAAACAGUAUAACAUCACUGGUUGGAAAUAGUCGAGGAGUUCGUCGCGAUUCACUUUUUAAUCUUAUUCGUAAUUCAAUUACAAAACCAAUUCGCAAAACAGUUGGACCCAAAAAUGAAUCAGAUGAUUCCUCACCCAUCAACUCUGCCUCUCAAUCCCCAUAUCAUAAACUAAAAAAUAAACCCUCCAAGGAAAAGUCAUCAACUGGACUUCGAUUAAAUGGUUUCCUUUCUCAACAUCGUUUCAGUCUUCCAGUUAAUUUAAGAAGACCAUCCAACCGUAGACCAGUGCAAUCAGAAGCCAAUAAUAAAUCAAGCAAUAACAAUAUCAAUGAAGAUGAUAAUCUACAGGAGAAUGAAUUGCGAGAUCAUUUAUUAUCGAGCCAAGAGUCAACAGAAGUUUCAUCUGAAUUGCUUGAUAAUCUUAAAGAUUCGGUUGAUCAGUCUGUUAAUGAUGAAAUACUGGAUAAAUCUAAAGUUCUAGCGGGAUGUAGCCUUGAUGAAUCAAUUGUUGCUGGAGUUGAAGACAAUGAUGAAGAUAGGGAUGGUGAUGAUGAAGGAGAAGAUGUUGCUGAGGUUGAUGAUAAAAGGUCUACAGUUGAAGGUGAAGGUGAAAAGGAAGAUAUGCUGCUAAUGAUUCGUUCAUCUGUUGCAGCAUCCAUUGCUGGUGGACCAAGCAAACGAAAACGUGAACUUUGGGGUAAAAUAAUGCAAAAAUCAUUGUCUUCCGAUUCAUUAGAAUCUAAAUAUUCCAAACAAUCUCGUCAACAAUCAACUGGCACUGAAACUGGUACCAUAACAACUACCACGACCAACACUACAACAAAUACUACAACAAACACAACCUCAGGUACAUCAAAUUCAGCCUCAACAUCGGAAAGCUCAUCUAAACUCGUUGCCUACUAUUCAAUGCCUGAGUUGCGUCUUCUUUCAUGGUCCUCUUGUGAUGAAGAGGAUGGACUAGAUGAAACUGGACUUUUAAGGAAUCGGAUCAACCGUAAUAAGCCCCGUUUAUCGGAAAUUCAUCCAAUAACCUUUCUAAAUUCAUUAGGAAUUAACAGAAGAGAAUCAAAAGGAUCAGUUAUCCGAAAUGAUUCACAAGACACUCAAAACGCACUGGAAGAUACAUUUGACCAUUCAAUCCUCGAAAUGGCAACAAUUAGCUGCACUUCUUCUGGUAGUGGCGGUGGCAGUGGCGGAGGCUGUGGCACUGAAUCUCAUCCUACUGCUUCAUUAAUCCCUCCAGUUUACCCUCCACCCAUGAUACCAGUUACUCUGGUAAAUAAAUCUUCAUUUGAAGAGGCUUCAUCGAACUCCCGUCCACCAUCAUCAUCCUCAGCUCGAUCAACACCAUUGAAAGAGCGUCUUCAGUUGAACCUUCCCAGUUCAUCAGCGCGUUCACCCUCUGAAUGUUCAUCAAUUGAAGGCUACUAUUAUGAUAAAAGCGAGAAAGAUGGUAAAACAGUUCGCUCUCUAUCAGUUGAAUACAAGCCAGCAAUAUGUUCCUCAUACCGACAAGGGUUGAGACGUUUCUCUGCUUCACCUUCGCUUUUAGUGUCCAAACCAUUCUUUCAACUGGCUCCACAUACUUCUGGUCAUGAAACUCAUCCAAGUGUAGAUUCAGAGGAAUCAUUUGUCACCAUAAUUCCUGCUGGAAGAUCAUGCAGGACUGGUAGUGGAACAAUUGAAGCAUCACUUGGAGAUGAAGUUGACAGUUUCAUGGAUGAUGUGAUACUUGACAUUGAUGCCACCUCAUUGGGAUCAACGGAAGAUGAUGAAGCUCUUUGUGAACAAUUAACUCGACCAUUGGCAACAGUCGAUGCCGUCGGUAUUUUGGGCAGAGCAUCAGUUCAAAGGACUAGUUCAUUAGGGCCAAGAUCACCAGGAAUAAUCAACUCAAGUGGCACCAAUAGUCUAGCCAAUAUCAGUGGAGUUUCACCUUGCCCAGUUGAACUACCUACCGUUGAUGUUGGUGGAUUAGGUGGAGGUGUUGGUGUUGUUGAAUCCGAUGAUGCCACAAGUGCCUCAACUGCCACAACUAAAUCAUUGACAUCACUUGGGUCCAGUCCAAAAGCUAUCGAUGAUGAUAUUGAUGAAAUUGUUGAUCCAUCUGAUGAAAUUCGUUCCAAUGAUUCAGCUUCAACCCCUUCUCCGCCCGCAAAUCUUCAUCGUUACUUUCAUCUGUUUAAAUGUGGUGAACUAGAAGAGGUGAUUGAACAAAAUGUUGAAAAUCUUCAUGUGGUUAAAUCAUAUUAUAGUGAACACGCAACUUCUUGGUGUGUUGUGGCUGAAAAAGUUCGUGUUUGGACCAUUUAAAAUGGACCAAUCAUCAAACUUAAAUCAACGUGAAAAAGCUAUUUAUAUUGAUGCCAAUAAAUCUCUUUUUUGUUAUUGUUUAAUGUAAUAUUGUAAUAUUAUGGUUCAAUGUGCAACACGAUAUUAUUUCAAAGCCAAUCGUCAUUUACAUCAUCGAAAUUAUUAUCAUUUAUAUUUCUUCAACAAUAAUUGACAUUAUAAAUGGCAAUUGAAACAAUAUCAUUAUGGUUAAAACUAUUAUCAUUAAUUCAUGUUUCAAUGUUAAUAAGCAAAAAGAUGAGCUUUGUUGUUAAUUUAUCCAAUCUUUCGAGUAUUAAAUAUGUAAUACGUUAAAUAAGCAAUUUGUUUAUACACUAAUAUAGUA
Molecule: messenger RNA, 4903 nt
Organism: Tetranychus urticae (two-spotted spider mite)
Lineage: Eukaryota; Metazoa; Arthropoda; Arachnida; Trombidiformes; Tetranychidae
Biological process (GO): tRNA wobble uridine modification; tRNA methylation
Cellular component (GO): nucleus; cytoplasm
Molecular function (GO): tRNA (5-carboxymethyluridine(34)-5-O)-methyltransferase activity; tRNA binding; S-adenosylmethionine-dependent methyltransferase activity
Source: RefSeq, a predicted model, not a curated record